Lytechinus variegatus (green sea urchin) is the source of this 3949-nucleotide messenger RNA. Its product is annotated as ornithine decarboxylase-like. The record is from RefSeq and is a predicted model, not a curated record. Gene Ontology annotation, cellular component: cytoplasm. Gene Ontology annotation, molecular function: ornithine decarboxylase activity. The transcript has 10 exons. The coding region runs from base 358 to 1647 and encodes 429 amino acids. Lineage: Eukaryota; Metazoa; Echinodermata; Echinoidea; Temnopleuroida; Toxopneustidae.
UUAUCUUUCCGCUGGUAUAUCCUCUGUUUUUAUGUCAUCGGGGAUUCGAGCGUGGCCAUUUGACAUAAAAACAGACUGCACGGCCGAAAGAUUGCCAUAUUUUCGCAAGAUUUCAUUUUUUUUUCAAACAAAAGUUGAAACGCCGGCAACACGAAUUGCGAAUGCCUCCUCUGAAAAAUGAAUUUGCAUGCCACAGAAGUUCAACUCGAGAGAUUGUUUGAAGAAGAAGAAGAAGAAGACAAAAAUCUAUUUCGACGACACUCAAACUUUUCCGGGAAUGGUAGGAGAAAAUACAAGCAGGGGUGUGCCCUCGGUGACACUUUCGGGGUUGAUUAUUUCGUUAAAUAAUCUUCAGUUAUGGGGCUAAACAUCUCGUCUGGUCGGACAUUGCAAGAGGAAGGACCAUUGGAUGCCAGAAAUGAUGAUAAGAUUGUUAAAUACAUGAAGGAUGUGAUAAACGGGGACAAUGUUGAUGUAUCGAGAGAGGAUGACGAAGACCCUUUCUUUGUGUUAGAUCUGAAGGAUGUGGAGGAGAAGCACCACCUAUGGAAGCAGGAGUUUCCAAAUGUGCAACCAUUCUAUGCCGUUAAAUGCAACUCCAACAGAAGAGUAUUAGAAACGUUGGCUAAACUUGGAGCUGGUUUUGAUUGUGCGAGCAAGGCGGAGUUACAGCAGGUGCUUGAUCUCGGUGUUCAACCUAACAGGAUCAUAUAUGCACACCCAUGCAAAGCCAAAUCACACCUCAUGUUCGCCAAGGAGAACGAUGUCCGACUCAUGACAUUCGACAACGAGGACGAGCUCGUCAAGAUUAAAGAAGUCUUUCCAAAUGCAAGAUUGGUGUUGCGGAUAUGGGCCGAGGACACCACAGCAGUGUUCCCUCUAUCGGUGAAGUUUGGUUGCCAACUUCAUGAAGUUCACCAUCUUUUGAAGACAGCGAAAAAACUCGAUCUUACCGUUGAAGGAAUCAGUUUUCACGUUGGUUCUGGAAGUGGCGAUCCCGACUCUUACUACACCGCCAUACAAGACGCCCGGACGGCUUACGAUAUAGGCAACGGCAUCGGACACGACUUGCGUAUUAUUGAUAUAGGGGGAGGGUUCCCGGGAAAAGAGUCAUCAUCCGUCCCCUUCCACAAGUUUUCUUCUGCUGCACGGAGAGCGAUUACCAAAUAUUUUCCAGAAUCGGAUAUACAGAAUCCGCGGAUAAUUGGUGAACCUGGGACGUUUUAUGUCCAGUCGGCAUUUUCCCUCGCGGUUUGUGUAAUUGGGAAACGAGAUCUCCUUAAGAAUCCCUUUUUAGAUCCUAAAGAUGAGAACUGGAACAGUAUAGAUCUGAGCGAAACCCCUGAAGUGGCUUAUUAUAUCAACAGCAAUGUAUAUUCAUCUUUUAAAGACGCUGAACUCAUGGAUACUCUAUUUGAUGUGGAGGUUUUGAAGAGUUCAAACAUCAACGGCAGGAAAAGAGCAUCUAUUUUAUGGGGUAAUACAACUAGCGGGUUCGACUGCGUGAGGAGACAUUGUCAGCUACCGGAGCUUGAGGAGGGUGAUUGGCUACUAUUUAGAGAUAUGGGUGCUUAUGCGAUGGCAAUCUCAUCUGAAUACAGCGGCUUCAAAUUACCUAUAUGUUACACUCUGCAAAAAGACGAGUGAAUUUUCACUCGCUAUUUACUCCCAGUUGUCGUGGCGCGUCAAGGAUCACUCAAUUUGGAGUGAAUUUGCCAGACAUGAUUGCAAAAGGAACCGUUCCAUUCAAAUUUCACGUGUUGAAAGGGUGAAAUUCUCUGAACGAGGGAAAGUUACUCUUAAUCUAGUGCAUUUCAUUCAUUCCUUCCGAUGUGUGAAUUAUUUGAUUGAUUCUUAUUUUGUGUAUGUAGACAGUACUGUUUCUAAGUAUGAUUAUCAUGAAUGUGUUUCCUUGCAGAGGGGAGAAUUGCAGAUAAUAUAUCUAUGCAAGGAUAUAAAGGACAUGCGGUAUCAUUGAAGUACCAUGCAGCCUGGAUAUUUCAUUUAUAUAUUUUUAUUUCAUGUUUGUGUUUUGUAAUAAUUGAAGAUCAUAGUAAUGAUUGUAAUAUGUUAUUAAUAGUGCUAAUAAAAACAAUAAUCAUGAUAAUUGUAAUGUUAAGAAUAAUGAACAUAAAAAUAAUGAUAAUGAUGUUUGUGAAAUUAUAAUGAUAGAUAAAAUAUUCAUAAUGACCACAAAUAUGAGUGUACAUAUUCCCAUUUUUGUCUCGGCUGCCUGGAGCAGAAUAAAGACGAAUGCGCCUCUUUUUCUGAAUCAGCACAAUUUCUCAAGCGUAGGGGCCUAACAUAAGAAACUUGCAUGGGCAUAACUGCAUAAGGGUGAUAAAGUUUCGCUAAUUAGAUUCACGUCAGGUCACUGAGGUCAAAGGUCAACAGAGUCAAUGAACUCUGACCAUAUUUUGGUCUAAAUGUGGAAAACUACAUCAGGAUAAAAAAAAAUAAUAAUAAAGUUCCUAUGCUGAUAAGAGUGUAAUUGUCACGUCAUGGCAUUGAAUAAUUGCAUUGUAUAUUCAAAGGGUAAAUAACAAAGGGAAAUGUUUAAUUAAGUUUACAUGUCACCAAGUCAACACUUCUGCUAUAUCAUGUAUAUUGAGUUGCGUAAUACAGGCGAGACUGCCAGGAGAGUUCUAAUACAUGUAAAUGCAUGAUUUUUUUUAAUUCAAUCAAUCUAGUUUAUUUCAUUUCUUUUAAUUAUUCGUCCAUUCAUCAAUCCAUUGACUCAGUCUUUCAUCCGCCAUCCCUCCAGUAUUUUUUUUUCGUUUAUUGUGUCUAUUUACUUAAUUUUUAAACUUACGUUUGCGAAUUUUUUGUUAUCAAAUAUCUGAUAUAAAGGUUGUCCAUUUUAUUUGUUUUGUGGGGGUUAGUUUUAUGUAGACUAUUUUUGUAUUAAGAUUUUUUUAGGUUUUUAAGAUGGCUGUAUAUACGUGGACAGGCGAUUGGGAAAUCAUUUUUAUUUACAAUAUCAUCACUGUUUAUAAAUCAAAUAAAGAAUAAAUGAUAAAUCAAUAAAUAGAUAAAGUGAUAUAUCAAUAAACAAAUACACGAAAGAAUAAACAAAUAAAAAUGAAAUGAUUGAUAACUUGGAUAAUCUAAUGUAUAAAAUAAUGAACUUGCUGUUAGCAAUUAAGUUGUUCUAUAAAUGGGUAAAUCUGCCAAUAGUUUGAUUGUUUUCGCAAACUAAAUUUAACUUUAUUUCAUGAUGCAUGCGAUUUUUCACACUGCCACGCUUAACAAGUUCAAAAAUACAGUAAAUGUAUUAAAAAUGCAAUUCGAUAUACAAGAAAGAGCUGAGAGACCUUUGUCGACAAAAUUUUCAACCCGAACAACAGUUCGUCCUAAGUUUUGAAGCUGACCCAAAAAAACAUGUAGUUUGUUUUGAUUCACCAAUUUUCGACAAAGACUUCUUGGUUGUUCUUUGUCAUGAAGGACUUUAAACAAUCCAUGUCUAUGUUCAUGAAAGCGUUCUGCGUAGCGGCACGAAAAAGCCCCUAUUCAUACUGAUUGGGGAAAAUGUUCUGCUUUCGAACACUGUAUUUUCUUAAACAGAAGAGGGAGCCUCGAGCUUUGCGAUCAACUGUCCUCUUAUAUUAUUCAAAACAAACAAAAUCCUCUUUUUCUUUUCUUUUGUUAACAUCUCAAUUUCGUCUCACCUUGUCAUUCUCGUGCAAUAUCUUUGUAUGGUUCGUUCACUAUUUAACGACGUAGUUUAUUUUUGCUUGAUUUACAUGGACAGUAUUGAACUGAAUGACCUAGUUAAUUAUUUGAUGAGAAUGUUGGUAUAAAUUAUAGUUGAUGUACAUGUACAUGAACGUAAUUAUUUAAUUAUUUUAGAAAUGUGUUUCAAACCAUACAUCUUUCAUUUGAAUUUUACUCAUAUAUAUUGUUAAUUAUGAAUCUAUUAAAAUCUGAAUUAUCAUUGGAUUCCAACAAC